This is a messenger RNA of Anopheles coustani, 1927 nucleotides long. RefSeq names its product WD repeat-containing protein 46. The transcript is spliced from 2 exons. The record is from RefSeq and is a predicted model, not a curated record. Gene Ontology annotation, molecular function: protein binding. Gene Ontology annotation, biological process: maturation of SSU-rRNA from tricistronic rRNA transcript (SSU-rRNA, 5.8S rRNA, LSU-rRNA). Gene Ontology annotation, cellular component: small-subunit processome; 90S preribosome; nucleolus. The coding region runs from base 92 to 1849 and encodes 585 amino acids. NCBI's taxonomy places the organism in Eukaryota, Metazoa, Arthropoda, Insecta, Diptera, Culicidae.
UGGUCUUGUGGUUGUUUUAAUAAUCAUAAUAAUAAAUUGUAAAGCGAAAUCGUGUUCGUAUUCUUAUAAAAAUUCAAAGAUUUUGGUGAAAAUGAGUCAAAAGGAAUUGGGCUUUGCCCCAGGGACAGUAAAGAUGGAACAAAAAGCCGAUGUGAAGAUUAAGUCCGAAAAAAAUGUACCAAUGAAGAAAAAUCAUCCGGGGGCAAAAAGACUGAAAAGGCGUAAGGGGAAAAAGCUCCCUGUAAAAGAGGCGGCAGUAUUUGAUCGAGAAAAGCAUCGGAAAAACAACAGUAAGCUGCAGAUUCCACUAGAUUCCGAAGUGUUAAUGCGACAUUCUCGCGGACAACGGUUGAACCUGGCUGGUGUGAAAACAAAGGUACAUAAAGUCCGGGAAAUGCGCAAGGAUAUCAACAUCGAGUAUGCUACAGAACAAGCUGCCCGAGCAGAAAUUCUUCUUGAUGAAGACCAUGGUUAUCUGGAAGCGGAUGAGGGAGAAAAUACGACCGAUGUCACGCAGAAAGAAAUCACGCAGCACGUGGACAUCACAACGGCAGCUAAGCACUUCAAUUUGUCCCUUGGCUUUGGCCCUUAUCGCAUGCGAUACACGAAAAAUGGCACCCAAUUGUUGCUGGGCGGACAGCGUGGUCAUGUCGCAGCAUUCAAUUGGGUUCAAAAGAAACUGCUGUGUGAAAUGAACGUGAUGGAAUCGGUCCACGAUGUUACUUGGUUAAUGAAUCAAACUAUGUACGCGGUUGCCCAAAAGAACUGGGUACAUGUGUAUGAUUCAAAAGGAGUUGAGGUGCACUGCGUCAAGACGAUGCACAGGAGUUUACGUUUGGAGUAUUUGCCCUAUCAUUUCCUUCUCAACAGUGCGAGUGAUAGUGGCUUUCUUUCGUGGAUUGAUAUUUCCAUUGGACAAAGUAUAGCAAACUACAAUGCCCGAAUGGGAAAGGUUACAGUAAUGACGCAAAAUCCAUGGAACGCGGUAACGUGCAUAGGAGGCAGUAAAGGUGUCGUCUCGAUGUGGUCGCCGAUGGUUCGCGAGCCACUUGCCAAGAUGUUGUGUCACCCGGUGCAGCUGACGGCGAUAGCAGUAGAUCCCAGAGGCAAUCAUAUGGCGACUGCCGGCUUGGAUAGAAAGGUAAAAAUAUGGGACAUACGGCAGUUGGAAGGUCCAAUAGAAACUUACCACCUAAAUACGGCUGCCUCCGGAAUAGACCUUUCGCAGCGGGGUCUAAUGGGACUUUCGAUGGGAAAUGUCUGUGAAAUUUAUCGCAGGUCCACCGAAGAUUCGGAAAAAAGCAACAUGACACCCUACAUAAGGCAGCGUACCGACGGCUCGAUAUCGAAUCUGCGAUUCUGUCCGUAUGAGGAUAUUCUCGGUGUGGCAACCGAAAAAGGAUUCACCUCGCUCAUUGUGCCCGGCUCUGGUGAACCGAACUUCGAUACUUUCGAGGCGAACCCGUAUCAGUCUAAGACGCAAAGAAGGGAGGAAGAGGUUCAUAAUCUGUUGGAUAAGGUACCAGCUGAGUUCAUUGCAUUGAAUCCUAAUCAAAUCGAUGAGGUAGACAUACCAUCGGCAAAGGCACGCCUCGAAGCGAAGGUUAAGUUGCUAACCUUGAAGCCCCCCAGGAUUGACUUUGAGCCCCGCGCCCGCACUGGCGUGUCAAAGGCGAAGCGCAUCAAAAUCAAGCAAAAUGUGAAGGAUGCCCGGUUUCGCCAGGCCGCCAAAGAGUUGCGUGAAAUUAAACAAACAAUAUUGGACCAAGAGAAGAAAUCUGAAACCCCCGACUUCGACGAGUCGACGGGUGUACUUGACCGUUUCAAAACGAAGAAAGUUAAAAAGUGAGGUUUUCUUAUAGCAUUACGUGUUAAUGUAUAUUUGUAUUGAAAUAAAUUCAGAAUAAAUAUCAAAAGAUCACUUGUA